Rhizophagus irregularis DAOM 181602=DAOM 197198 is the source of this 1119-nucleotide messenger RNA. NCBI's taxonomy places the organism in Eukaryota, Fungi, Glomeromycota, Glomeromycetes, Glomerales, Glomeraceae. The record is from RefSeq and is a predicted model, not a curated record.
AUGCCUGAUGAUCACCAUAGGAUCUUCAAUUCGAAUUAUAGAUAUUUUAAUCAUUUACGCCAAUUAUUAAUAGAUAAAAUAUUGGUGGUUAAAAAUAGAACUACUUCUGUAUCAGAUAAAAAUAGGCAAACAAAGACCUUUAUUCGAUUUUGUUCCAGGCCUCACGUGAUUUACCUGGGAUACUACUUUGCCUGUGGAUUUGUAGGAAAUAAUAAUCAAUGUUGUCAACAACCAGCUGCUGUCGUACUUUCACACAAUCGACGAAAAUGUAAUAAUCAUCUCCCGAGUUUCAUAAUACAUGGUAAUAAGAGACGUCGAACUGGCAAAUUACCUCAAAACCCUAGUUUUUAUGUCCAUAAUCAUAGUUAUAUCCCUCAUAAUCACGCAAAAGAAGUUCAUUCAACACGAUUAGGUAUCUCAUACGACGUUAUUAUACGUAGAUAUAAUGAAUGGAAAGGAAAACAUGAUUUUUAUCUUCAAAAUGUAAUGGAACUAACAUCUACAAAAACGAAAAAAGGUGUGGCCACCUCGCACAUGUACUACAAAGAAUAUCAUAACUUUGCACUUGAUGCUAACUGUACACAACAACAAAUUAAAUGGUGGAAUCGUUUAAAAUUUUCAAUCUUCAAAUCGGAGAGAUCUCUCGGUCAAGUCAAACCCUUUUUAAUUAAUGAGCACUCGUAUGUGUACAAAAAAAUUCAACAUGCAGUUGAACAAAGUUCACAACAUAUUAAAUGCGAUUGGAAAAUAGAAAAUGAUAAAACCCUUCGCAAAAGGAUCAAAAACUGGAAACACCGUGUCAAAAUGCGCAACAAGAAAAAGAAAACGAAAAGAAGUUAUCUUAAAUAUCAAAAUAGUUUACAUUCACGCUUACCUCCAAUAGUUGAGGACAAGGUCAUUGAAUCUAAUAACAAUAAUCAAGCUACUUUUUUUUUAGAUAAACUUAUUAUGGAUUUCCAUCGAGCUCACUUUGCUCCUAUUACUCCUACUCGACAACAAUAUCCUUCUACGCCCAAACUUGAUCAUCUUCAAUCGAUCAAAGAUAAUGACGAAAGACCCAUCAGGAAACCAAGAAAACGAAAAAUCAAACUUUCACCCACACCUGGGCAUGACCAAUAA